Meriones unguiculatus (Mongolian gerbil) is the source of this 3141-nucleotide messenger RNA. RefSeq names its product HtrA serine peptidase 4 (gene Htra4). Gene Ontology annotation, biological process: proteolysis; positive regulation of apoptotic process; programmed cell death. The transcript has 9 exons. The coding region runs from base 201 to 1649 and encodes 482 amino acids. The record is from RefSeq and is a predicted model, not a curated record. NCBI's taxonomy places the organism in Eukaryota, Metazoa, Chordata, Mammalia, Rodentia, Muridae. Gene Ontology annotation, molecular function: serine-type endopeptidase activity; protein binding. Gene Ontology annotation, cellular component: extracellular region.
CUCCCUUCAGGGCUCUUGUCCUGGGGUGGCAUGGGUGGUGGGUGACAUGGGUGUGUGCGCGCAGAAGCGAGCCAGAUUCUGUCCCUUAUAACGUCUGGAGGCUGGCAGCGGGGGAAAAAGUGUUGCUCAUUUUAGGCCAAUUGUGAGCCCAGAGUGAAGUAACUGGAAAAGUGGACUCGAAGAAGAGGACUGGGAGCAAGAUGGUGUCCCAGCCGCUGUGGACCGUGCGAGCACAGUUCUUGCUGUGGCUGCUGCUGCCGGCUGUGCCUCUUCCCCGGGCGGAGGCCAGGAGGUCCAGAGUCCCGCUACCCUGCCCCGUGGCUUGCGACCCCACGCGCUGCCCGCCGCUGCCCACCUGCUCGGCUGGCACGGCGCCGGUCCCGGACGGCUGCGGCUGCUGCCGCGUGUGCGCCGCGGCUGAGGGCCAGGAGUGCGGCGGGGCGCGGGGCCGGCCGUGCGCCUCCGGGCUGCGCUGCGGCGCCCCGUACUCCCGGGAGCCCGUCGGGGGCGCGUGGCUGGGCACCUGCGGCUGCGCCGAGGGCGCGGAGGGCGCGGCGGUGUGCGGCAGCGACGGGCGCACCUACUCCAGCCUGUGCGCACUCCGGAAGGAGAACCGAGCCGCGCGCCUGCGGGGCGCGCUCCCGGCCGUGCCCGUGCAGAAGGGUGGCUGCGGGGACCCAGGGACCGCAGGUGCGGGGUGGCUCCGGAGAAAGUUCAACUUUAUCGCUGCGGUGGUGGAGAAGGUGGCGCCGUCUGUGGUUCACUUGCAGCUGUUCCGCAGAUCGCCUCUCACCAACAAGGAAAUCCCUGCCUCCAGUGGCUCUGGGUUCAUCGUGUCAGAGGACGGGCUCAUCAUCACUAAUGCCCACGUCCUCACCAACCAGCAGAAGAUCCAGGUGGAGCUCCAGAGUGGGGCCCAGUACGAGGCCACAGUCAAAGACAUCGACCACAAACUGGAUCUCGCACUGAUAAAGAUUGAGCCAAAAACUGACCUUCCUGUUUUGCUGCUGGGGAGAUCAUCCGACCUCCGGGCUGGAGAGUUCGUGGUGGCUCUGGGCAGCCCGUUUUCUCUGCAGAACACGGUCACUGCGGGGAUUGUUAGCACCACACAGAGAGGCGGCAAAGAGCUGGGGCUGCAGGAUUCCGACAUAGACUACAUCCAGACGGAUGCCAUCAUUAACCACGGGAAUUCUGGGGGGCCGCUGGUGAACUUGGAUGGUGAUGUGAUCGGUAUAAACACUCUGAAGGUCACUGCAGGAAUCUCCUUUGCCAUCCCCUCAGAUCGGAUCAGACAGUUCCUGGAAGACUAUCAUGAGCGCCAGUUGAAAGGAAAGGCUCCUUUGCAGAAGAAAUACCUGGGUCUUCGAAUGUUGCCCCUCACUCUGAACCUCCUUCAGGAAAUGAAGAGGCAAGAUCCAGACUUCCCUGAUGUGAGUUCUGGCGUUUUUGUAUAUGAAGUGAUUCAAGGAUCGGCUGCUGCAAGCUCGGGAUUGAGAGACCAUGAUGUAAUUAUCAGCAUAAAUGGGCAACCUGUCAGCACCACAACUGACGUCAUUGAAGCUGUUAAGGACAAUGACUUUCUUGCCAUCACUGUGCUUCGAGGAAGUCAAACCUUGUUUCUGACAGUCACACCUGAAAUAAUCAAUUAAGCAUCUUACUUUGAGAAACUGGCUAGCAAAACCACUUACAUCAUCACCUGGUCUGUAUCAAAGGUGUGCCCAAGAAAAAUGGAUGCUUUGAUUGCAUGAGCACAUGUUUGUACACAUACAUCAACACACACACAAACACACAUACUGUCAUGGAUCUUGAGGGUGCUUCUCUGCUACGGAAAAACCUUCCUAAGCCAAGUGGAAACAGCCGUGCCAAUCUGAUAAAAUCUAAAGACAAGCAAACAACUGGAAAACAGGUAAUUGCCAAUUAAAUCAGCAACCUAUAUAGACACAAACUGACAUGUCACACACAUGUACACAUGAUCUACCUAGGAAAUAUUAAGAACCUGAAUCUGGAUUGUAAAAGAGCAAUCGUAUUUAAAUAAUACUCCUUUGUAUAUCCAGUUUCCCAGGUUCUAUCACACUUUGGGUCAGUGUUUGUAGACAGAAAGGUUACCAAACGAUGCUAUCAGCUUACCACACAGGGAUAGUACCCUCAAAAUGAUCAUUUUAGCGGUAGUCAUAAUUUUGGUCCUCCAGUGUUUCUGAGAACAACUUCUUGCAUUACAAUGGUUUUUGAACCGUUUAGAGACGUACUUCUUACCUAGGUUCUUUCUUUUAAUGGAGCUUACAAACAGAUUUUUAUAAAAUGAGCUGUGGUAAGCCAGACUCACGGCUUAAAGGGUUUAUUUUGGGUAAUAUUUUAAUUUUAGUUACAAGCCUUCGUGGCUUGGGAGGGUGCUGGGAAUCAAACUAGAGACCAGUGAACAUUAGGCAAGGGUUCACCAAUUGAGCCUUUCAGAAUUUUUUUUUUUUUUUUUUUUUUUUUUAAAUAUGGCAUGCCUGGAUCUCUUAUGUAAAGUUUCAAGUUUCAGGGUCUAGUUUCUUCACAACUAAUCUCAAAAAUAUUUCCUUACGAAUUGAGAAUUCCAGUUGUAAGCAGGGCUGAAGUUAGUGUAGUUUUUAAAGUUUUUAUAGUUGUCAUCUCUAGUGAGAACAGUGAUGCUAUUCACGGAUGCUGAGGCAGAAACUUGGAAGAAGAGUUCUACAAAAUGAUGCUGUUUCCAGGACUUUUGCCACCUGAACGAUCUGUUUUUACGUCAGUUACUAUGGAAAUGAACGUGGAGUAGUUCUACCCUGUCUCUAGACUCUGUACCUAACUGAAGAGCAGGUCUCUUGUUCUGAGAUGUUAUAUUUAAUAGUUCUUUUUAGAUUUCAAAGCUGCUUAUAAGUCAGAACAUCUUUUCUUCCUAGUGACUUGGGAAUGCAGAAACUUGACUGCCUAUAACUCAACUCUGUGAUCCAUUGUGAAAACUUUUACUGUCAUACUUGUGUGGACAGAAUGGGUUUCCUCCUUAUUCCCCUAAAAUAUCCUGAGUUGACCCUAGAACUAGCUAUUAAGUAGACAUAUAUUUUUCUUAAUUUUUGUUUCCAUGGGCAUGGGGUUCCUUGUUUUAUCUCACCUAAUUAAAAGUUACUAAUUAAAAAUUAA